Molecule: messenger RNA, 7281 nt
Organism: Acanthochromis polyacanthus (spiny chromis)
Lineage: Eukaryota; Metazoa; Chordata; Actinopteri; Pomacentridae
Product: inactive phospholipase C-like protein 2
Biological process (GO): lipid metabolic process; intracellular signal transduction
Molecular function (GO): phosphatidylinositol-4,5-bisphosphate phospholipase C activity
Source: RefSeq, a predicted model, not a curated record
CUGUUAUUUACCUUACCGUUACCGAGCGGCGAUGGUUUAACCGGAGAGGGUGGGUUCUCACUCAGCCAAACGUAACAUAAUGGGGAGGUGAAAACGGUGAACUUGUGGGGGGGAAUCGCCAAUAAAAAAAUCACACAGAGAAGAACGACGGUUUUUUUCAUGUUGCGUUUACCGUGACACAGUUAGCACAAUGCACGGAGAAGAACCUCUGUCUGUAGGAAGCUGACAGAUAUAUGCACAGAGAGAUGAUACGGCGGGGUUUCGUGCAAAUGUUUCAACGAGACAAUAGGCCAGGCAGGAAAUUGGAGUAAAGCUGAAACAUAAGGCUUUGCUACCCAGCAGCAGCUUGUGUGUCCCACCAGUGUGUGUGUGUGUGCUCGAAGUGCCUAUAUGGCGGAGUUUGGGGAGGACGGCAGCCUGCCUCAUUGAAUCUUGGGGAGACGGCCGUGCCCAGCGACGAGGCAGCUGGCAAGACGCAUUGCGAAGUGUCGGUACUGAAUGGUGACUGUGGGAUAUCGGAGAAUAUGGUCGGCUCCGGAUCCCUCAUCGCACCUGGCAGCCAAACCGACAACGCCAGCACCUCUGUCGGACAGGAUACCAAAUCUGAGAUACCGCGCAGGAGCAGCAUUAUCAAGGAUGGAAAGCAGCGUAAAGAGAGAAAGAAGACUGUGUCAUUCAGCAGCAUGCCCACUGAGAAGAAGAUUAGCAGUGCAAGUGAUUGCAUCAGUGCAAUGGUGGAUGGUUCUGAGCUGAAGAAAGUUCGAUCCAAUUCGCGCAUUUACCACCGCUACUUUCUCCUUGAUGCUGACAUGCAAUCUUUGAGGUGGGAGCCUUCAAAGAAGGAGUCAGAAAAGGCCAAAAUUGAUGUAAUAUCCAUCAAAGAGGUUCGGACAGGGAAAAAUACCGACACUUUUAGAACUAAUGGAACUUAUGAUCAGAUAUCAGAGGACUGUGCUUUCUCUAUUAUCUUUGGAGAGAACUAUGAAUCCCUGGACUUGGUGGCAAACACUGCAGAUGUAGCCAACAUAUGGGUUACAGGCCUGAGGUACCUGAUCUCCUAUGGGAAGCAUACCUUAAAUAUGAUUGAGAGCAGUCAGAACAACAUGCGCUCGUCUUGGCUUGGUGAACUUUUUGAUGAGGAAGAUGGUAAUAACAGCAAACAAAUAUCAAUAUGUGCUGCUGUGCAGCUAGUCAAAAAGUUGAACCCGGGACUUAAAAAUGUGAAAAUAGAGCUUAAGUUCAAGGAGCUUCACAAAGCAAAGGACAAAUCAGGUUCUGAUGUGACAAAAGAGGAGUUCAUUGAAGUAUUUCAUGAUCUUUGCACCAGACCAGAAAUUUACUUUCUCUUUGUUCAGUUCUCAAGUAACAAAGAGUUUCUCGAUAGCAAGGACUUGAUGAUAUUCCUGGAGGCAGAGCAGGGAAUGGCUCAAGUCAGCGAAGACACCAGCUUAGAGGUCAUUCAGAAAUAUGAACCAUCUAAAGAGGGCCAGCUCAAGGGUUGGCUUUCUCUCGAUGGGUUCUCCAACUAUCUUAUGUCUCCAGAGUGCCAUAUAUUUGACCCUGAACAAAAGUCAGUGUGCCAAGACAUGAAUCAGCCCUUAUCCCACUACUACAUCAAUGCAUCCCACAACACAUACCUGAUAGAAGAUCAGUUCAGAGGUCCCUCUGAUGUGACAGGGUAUAUCCGUGCCCUGAAGAUGGGCUGCCGAAGUGUAGAGCUGGAUGUGUGGGAUGGGCCUGAUAAUGAACCUGUGAUUUACACUGGUCACACAAUGACCUCACAGAUAGUUUUUCGCAGUGUCAUUGACGUCAUCAACAAGUAUGCCUUUGUUGCCUCUGAGUUUCCACUGAUACUGUGUUUAGAAAACCACUGCUCCUUAAAGCAGCAGAGAGUCAUGUUUCAGCACCUAAAGAAGAUCCUUGGAGACAAGAUCCACCUAGAUCCUCCAAAACCUGAGGACUGCUACCUCCCCUCUCCCUCUGAGCUGAAGGGAAAGAUCCUGCUGAAGGGUAAGAAACUGAGCACAAACUGCACUGCCUCAGAAGGUGAGGUGACGGAUGAGGACGAGGGGGCAGAGAUGUCUCAGAGGAUGAGCAUUGAGUCUGCAGAGCAACAGACUAUUGCGCCCAAGAAAUUCCAGCUGUCCAAGGACCUCUCUGAUCUUGUGACCUUGUGUAAAUCUGUGGAGUUCAAAGACUUCCCAACAUCUUUCCAGAGCCAGAAACACUGGGAGCUCUGCUCUUUCAAUGAAGUCUUUGCCAGUCGCUGUGCCAGUGACUUCCCAGGGGACUUUGUUAACUAUAACAAGAAGUUCUUGGCACGAGUUUACCCAAGCCCCAUGAGGAUUGACUCCAGCAACAUGAAUCCACAAGAUUUCUGGAAGUGCGGUUGCCAGAUUGUAGCAAUGAACUACCAGACUCCUGGUCUGAUGAUGGAUUUAAACAUCGGCUGGUUCCGUCAGAAUGGAAACUGUGGCUAUGUGCUGCGUCCGGCAAUCAUGAGAGAGGAGGUGUCCUAUUUUAGUGCCAACACUAAAGAUUCAGUGCCUGGUGUUUCUCCACAGCUCUUGCACAUCAAGAUCAUCAGUGGACAAAACUUCCCCAAACCCAAAGGCUCAGGUGCCAAAGGAGAUGUAGUGGAUCCUUACGUGUAUGUGGAAAUACAUGGGAUUCCUGCUGACUGCGCUGAGCAAAGGACUAAAACGGUAAACCAAAAUGGAGACAACCCUCUGUUUGAUGAGAGCUUUGAGUUUCAGAUAAACCUCCCUGAGCUCGCAAUGGUGCGUUUUGUUGUGCUGGAUGACGACUAUAUUGGCGAUGAAUUUAUUGGCCAGUAUACAAUCCCCUUUGAAUGUCUCCAGCCAGGUUUCCGCCAUGUGCCGCUGCAGUCUCUGACAGGGGAAGUUUUGCCUCAUACCUUGUUGUUUGUUCAUGUGGCCAUAACUAAUCGAAGAGGGGGCGGCAAACCACACAAAAGGGGGCUGUCAGUACGAAAGGGCAAGAGGAGCAGAGAGUACGCCAGCAUGAGAGUGCUAUUGAUCAAGGCUGUGGAUGAUGUCUUUAAAACAGCCAUGCUGCCACUGAGAGAGGCAACAGACCUCAGAGAAAACAUGCAGAACGCCAUAGUGUCCUUUAAAGAGCUGUGCGGCCUUUCAGCGGUGGCUAACCUGAAGCAGUGCAUCUUGGCCCUUUCCCCUCGACUGACAGGGCCUGACAGUAGCCCCCUUCUGGUGUUCAACCUCACUGACCAGUACCCCAACUUGGAGCCCCAAGGCCUGCUACCAGAGGUCCAGAAAGUCGUCACUACCUAUGACAUGGUGAUCCAGACCAGCAAGACACUGCUUGAGAACUCUGAGGGGGUGUAUGAGAGAAUUCUACAAACCCAAAAAGCAGCAAUGGAAUUUCACGAGAACCUCCAUGACUUGGCCGUGAAGGAGGGGCUGAAGGGCAGAAAGCUUCACAAAGCGGUGGAGAGCUUUACCUGGAACAUCACAAUACUGAAGGGCCAGGCCGACCUCCUGAAACAUGCCAGGAGUGAAGUCCAGGAGAACCUGAAGCAGAUCCACUAUGCUGCCCUCACCUGUAACCUGAGUAAAGGUGGAGCAGUGGGCGGUUCUUCCAGCUCCUCAGAGUCCAAGAGCAGACGCAGUCUCGAGGCCAUCCCUGAGAAGGCCACCGGGGAGGACGAGCUCACCGACGAGGACAACUGAAGACCCACAGUCCUGGUGCUCUGCCGGCACCCAGACCUCGACUGUUCCUGCCUCCUGAGCUCAGACCCAAAGCUCUCAGUCUGUCUUUCUGUCCUUCACCAGUCUGUGUCUUUACCCAGGCGUCAUCGCUCCACACACACACACACACCAGUGUUUCCCACAUUCCAUCGUGUACAUUCCUGUAUCCCAAGCACAGCUGUAACCUCUCAGCGUUCUGCCUUGUAAUCAUCAAUGAAUGCCACCACUAUUCCAGUCGUGUCCUGAGCUCAGUUCACAGACCGGUCUCAGCCCAUGUUUCUUCCAAGUCAAGACAACUUUAGGAAACUACACAUUUGCUACCCAUCCAACGCUACCGAGCCUCAGCUUUCCCCAUCACAGACCUCUACAUCUCCCGCCCCGGUGCAGGAGUCUGUUGCCCUGCUGUCACUUUUCUGACCCUCAUCUCUCAUCUCCUGGGUGAGCCAGGAGAGCUGAGUGAACUACCAGCUACCAGACUGUUUGAGACAUUGACCUAGUGUUUGGAGACAGUGCACUUCUACUCAGCAAACCAGGUGUUAGCAGAGGGGACAAAGACAAAAAGGCGCUGGAUUGUUGAAAGAGAUUUCUUAAAGCACAAUUUUCUGGAGCUAUGAAUGUAACGGGACAGUGGAGGAAAUGGAAUGAGAAGGAAAUGGAAGAAUAAAAAAGUCAUGAAAGAGAGUACAGAGCUGUUUACAAAACUGAACUUGUCCAUGUUCUCGUCUGCCAAAAUAGUAUGCUAUGUGUAUAUAUGGAGUUUCCUGUUACCUUUUUUCUGCAGAGUGCAUCAUUUUAUUAUUGUAUACUGGGAAAAAUAAGAUUUAUUUUAUAAAAGAUAUAUGUGGAAAAGUUUUAUUAGUCUGUGGAUAUCAGAUAAAGAGGUUUGUCACAACUUUCCCUGCUGGAGAGCUCUGACGUGUUGAGACAGAAGGACUAAUAACAGAAUGUAAUCAUACUGUUUGUCUGGUGCAAACAACAACAAAGUCUCAAAAUUCACAACCAGCAACUGCAUGAAAGCGAACCAUGACUCACUCAACAGUUUGGACACGUUUUCAGAUUUUAGCAUUUCAUUUGGGCGCAUGUUACGCCUUUAUUUUUGCGGCAUGGUCCUUCCAUUUCAGGAGCUAUGUACAUUUUGCCAGGACAACCCUUAUGCUCAGACUGUUCUACAAAUUGUACUUUAAUCAAUUUCACAUUCAUUGCUAGUUUUAGAAGUCUGCAACCUGUCAAAGGUGCUGGAUUUGAGAUUCAUUUCCAAGUGAGCUGCAAAUGAAUUCCACUGAAAUUGACUGUGGCUGCUGAGCAGAACGAUUGAACACAUCUCACAGGAUAACUACUGGAUGUAUCUGGACUCUGAAUGGGAGGUCAUGCACAAAAACAAAGACUGCGGUUUCAGUUCAGUCAUGCAGUCCGUGCUGUUAGUCAGAUAAAAACUGUAUCCUGUCAUACAGUCAACACAUUGCUGUGUUUUAUCUUGCAGUUCAUCCCUGUUUACUGCUAAAUCAGAGAUUUUCUCCAAGGAACCACUGUACAGGAUUACCAACAUUUCAAACCGCUCAUGAUUCCUGUCUACAAGUAGCAACAUAUUGAUAACCUUUGUAAUAAUUUAAACUCAGGUCUGAGGAGAUGGUCAGGAAGGAUAUUGACUUCAAAGUAAAAACAGCUUCAGAACCAUUCCUGGUGACAGAAGCAUUAAUAAGGAAGGAGUUUUGUCUUAUAACAUGGUUUUUCCCACGUUGCUUCAGUAAUGCCCAGACUUGUUUUUCAUUCAUCACUCCAUAAUUCUUUCUUUAUAUAAAGUGCAAGACUUUUACUUCACAUGAAUGUUUGUUUCAUUCAGGCCAAAUUAGUUCACACAAUACUGAUUAAGCCUGUCAGCAGCAGGAAAAUAUCUGCAUUUUUCAGCAUGCCAGAGUUUAAAAUCUGGUCUCUAACGACCUUAAGUGCUGAAGAGGGGAGGACCUGUAGUGAUGGAGGCUUUGUCCACAUGUAUUUGGGGAUGUGUUUUGGCCUUCCCUCCACAUCCCAUCACAGUUUGUCCAUGAAAAUUGACAUUUUGGAAAAUUCCUUCCAUGGCAAAGAUAUUUAAAAGUGUGUUGGUGCGUAGACAAAGAAAACUGAGCCUUUAGCUUGUCUUUACUGUUAUCUCUGUUGUUCACACAAAGCAAUUUAGAGCAACGGUGGAAGGGGCCAAAAUAGCGCAGCUGCUAACUUUGCACAUGAAUGUACAGUUACUCUUUCACUAAAUUCAGGAACGGAGACAUCAGAAUCGGUCACAAUGUCCGAUUCCCUUGUUCGUUGCUUCCCUACCGGAACUGGAAAUGGCCAUUUUCAGGCUUUGAUUUGCCAGCAUAGUUUUAGAGUCACAUCAAAGCCUGUUGGUGUGGUCUUGCAUUUUCAUAGACAAAUUUUUUUGGAGUGAAAAAAAAUCUUUUCCAAAAAUACCUGUGCACAUGUGGACAACGUCGGAGACAGAGUAGGUUACAGCGAGUAGGAACAUCGCAGAAAAACCAGAAGCAGCUGAUUAAAGUUUCUCAAUUAUCAGGAACAUUACAGCCUAAAAACACGAAUGAUGGUGAUGAGUCAACUGCAAGCUAAGAAUAUAUUAGAAAAGAUCAUUUCUAAUGAGUGGACAAAGGACACUUGAAAUGUUUGGUCUAUGAACAGCCAAAACUACGAAAAAUGCAGUUUACAAUAUCCUACAGCCUUUCUGACCCAAAACAAAAGAAACAUGACAUUCACAAAAGCAGCAAAUUCUCAUUAUAUAAGAAAACGUAUUGUAAAAUGUAUACAACUAUAUAAAAUAGCGUGAAAAAUUAACAGCUAGUUAUUAAAAUCAUUGCAGACUAAUUGUGUUUUUUUACUUGUUUAAAUCACUAAUCCUUGGAGCAUAAAUAAUCUCUGAGGGUUUGCAACAGUGGGAUUGAUUAAGAAAAAUGUCCAUAAUAGCAGCUAAUAAAGUUAGCAUUGCAUUAAUGCUAUAGGUGACGGUUGUUUCAGCAGCUUUCAGAGCCUGAAACGAUGUUAUGAUGUUCUUCAAAUAGGUUCAAGUGUGAGAUUCCAACAACCCUGUUACCAGCUGUCUGUCAUUUACACUCAAGUAUCACUGGGUUUCUGUAGAAGUGUGUCGCACAGAGUAGUGUGUAUUCUGCAGCCAAAAUAUCUUUGCCCAAGAGACCAGCACUCUGAGAACAGACCAUAUUAACUUCACACCAGUUUCUUCUGCCAACUCACAGAAUAAACAUUCAUUAACUGCAGAUGAGAAACUCUGCCAGAAAUCAACACAGGUUAAGCUUUCACCAGUUUUUAGCCCUGAAUGUUUGUCGAUGGUUGAUUAAUUUGUCCCUCACCACGUUGUGCUUUUUGGUUUAAACUACUGUCCACACCUGCAGAUCUCAACCCACGACAAGACGUCUCAGUGCCGUGCCAGUCGACGUGUUUCUAAUUGGUGUUGAGAAGAUGAAAAAUGAAGCAUUUCAACUGUAUUUCAAAGUCUCAUCUCUUUACCUGUCAAAAGAAAAAGCAACCUCUGAAUAAACAAUGUUGGAUAGAU